UCCAGAUAUGGUGUUUGUUAUUCAACCAGAGACAACUCUUUCAUCAUCCGCGAUGGCUGCAUAAGUUAUACUUCUAAAGUGAGGCCAGUUCAUGACCGCAUAUUUACUGGCAUAGGCUCUUCUGUUUAUUCAAAGACCGCUUGGCAUGCUUAUUAUUAUUUCUUCUUCCACUGUAUUUAUUCAAAAUGGCGUUUACACGGAUCGCCCUUUCUGCUCUGACACAUUGUAAUGGGUUAUCACUGGUCGCAUUGCUUCCUAUACUAAUAUCAGGAUACUUCGUCUCACUUCCUAUCUGCAACAUCUACUUUCACCCGCUCGCUCAAUACCCUACGCCCCGUCUCGCCGCCGCGACGCCGUGGUGAACGGCCUUCUCUAUAUCCGCGGUCGUACCACGUAUGAUCUCCUGGAGCUACACAACCGAUUCAGUGCUAUUGUUCGAACGGUCAUUGAUGCCCUAUCGUACUUCAAAGCGCCACAGCUGAAGGGGAUUUACGGGCACAAACUGCUUGGUUAAGCACAAUUUGAGACGCAUCGACAAUGUUGGUUUUGCUCUUUUAGGAUAGAUGCAUGUCAUCAGAGCACAAUAUGUAGUAGCUACCUUGACUUGCUCUCCAAGACACAUGCUGUGUACAUGUUAGUAAUGACUCGGAUUUUGUAUACAAGGC
Messenger RNA from Colletotrichum navitas, 665 nucleotides. RefSeq lists its product as uncharacterized. The record is from RefSeq and is a predicted model, not a curated record. The transcript has 3 exons. Bases 186 to 362 code for a protein of 58 amino acids. Lineage: Eukaryota; Fungi; Ascomycota; Sordariomycetes; Glomerellales; Glomerellaceae.